AGAGAGAGAGAGAGAGAGAGAGACAGAGUGAGAGAGAGAGCGAGAGAGACAGAGGGAGAGUGAGAGAGAGAGAGAGAGACCGCCCUCACUGCGUAAUGGUUGUGUCACACCCGUACACAUCACGUAAACAAAAGCACAUUGUCGGUGUCCCUGGAAUCGAGUUCGGGUUUUACAGCAAGCUUGGAAGACGUGUUGCACUGCAGCCAUCGCGUCACCCGCAUUUGAGACCAUCAAGUGGACUUCAUGAUCUCGCUGUACAGCAAAAGAUUUACAGCCGCUUUGGAUUACAUAGCGCCAGCCAAGGUUAAUGUUUAAGUGACCAUGCCAUGUGUCCAGACACACUGCAGCUCCUCUCCUUCAGGAGCCAGCUCGGCGUCUCAGAGCGCAGUCGGUGAGCAGAGUUGUGAUUUCCUCACUCCAGAGUUCGUCAAGUUCAGCAUGGACCUUGCAAACAGUGAAAUAUCAGCUUCACCGUCGGGCGGAGAAGCCUACAGUUGUGGCAACGACGUGAAACCCCAGCAGUGUCUCUUCCAAAUGCCGCUUCACGGGGACAUGUCAUGCGUCAAGAUGGGGGAGGCGCGUGGUUGCCCAGCACGAUUUCAGCCCAGUCAGCACCUGCAGGCGGCUGAUCUACUGUCCUCCACAAGUUCCGUUUACUAUUACCAAUCUGCAUCCUCGCGCGCACCCAUGAUGCCUAACUUUCAAACUCCACCAAUGUGGGAAGACUCUGGUUCUCUUAUUCGUCAAGACUAUUUGGUGGCAGCACAGAGGAAAAAUACCUUUUCCAGAUUCUCACUGUUUUCCAUCAAACAUGCACAAGAAUUCAAUCAGAACUUUUCCACUGGCAGUCCAAUGAAAUUUGAUCAACCUUUCCUCAUGUCCACCGACGUGGAUCAAGCACAGGACUCUUCCGGUCUUCUUUGCUGUGCUGGAUUAGGAAAGCAGUCAUGUUUGGGGUUUCACCCAGUGCAGCUCGCCCACAGUCAGCAUUUAAGGAACAACUUCAAUCCUCACACAUCCACCCCCAGCCGAGGACGACCAAACGUGGAGGGACUGUGUGCGGUGUGCGGAGACAACGCAGCCUGCCAGCACUACGGAGUGCGAACUUGUGAGGGAUGUAAAGGAUUCUUCAAGCGCACAGUGCAGAAAAAUGCCAAGUAUGUGUGUUUGGCGGCCAAGAUUUGCCCCGUAGACAAACGGCGUAGGAAUCGCUGCCAAUACUGUCGCUUCCAGAAAUGCCUUGCCGUCGGAAUGGUCAGAGAAGUGGUGCGGACAGACAGUCUAAAAGGUCGCAGGGGUCGCCUUCCCUCUAAACAUAAAGUUCUUCCCGACUCAUCCUCACCGGUCAACACGCUGCUGAGCUCCCUCAUCAGAGCGCAUGUGGAGUCCAACCCUUCACCCUCACAGUUUGAUUACUGCAAAUUCAAAGAAAGUCCAGAAAGCCCUCCAGGAGAUGAUGCUCAGCACGUGCUUCAGUUUUACGACCUCUUGACCAGAUCAAUGGAAGUGAUUCAGACAUGGGCACUGAAGAUACCGGGAUUUGACUCUCUGACCAAGCAUGACCAAGACCUCCUGUUCUACUCGUCAUUCCUGGAGCUCUUUGUUUUACGUCUGUCGUACAGAUCUAACCCUGAUGAAGGCAAAUUGAUAUUCUGUGACGGCUCCGUGUGGCACCGCCUCCAAUGUUUGCGGGGAUUUGGCGAGUGGAUUGACAGCAUUGUUGAGUUCUCCACCAAUCUACACAGAAUGAGUCUGGACAUCGCCACCUUCUCCUGCAUAUGUGCCCUUGCUCUGGUCACUGAGCGACACGGACUGAAGGAACCGAGGAAGGUGCAGGACCUGCAAAGUAGCGUUGUCAAAUGUUUAAAGGAUGGCAGCUUGUACACAGAGAGAGACUCCAACCAUUUGUACAGACUGGUGGAGAAGCUUCCUGAACUUCGCACUCUGUGCAUUCAGGGCCUGCAGAGGAUUUUUUAUUUAAAGUUGGAGGAUCUGGUGCCGCCACCCGCAACAAUAGAUAAGUUAUUCCUCGACACGUUGCCCUUCUGAAGACACCAGAGGAUGCAUUCAAGGACGUUGUCCGAAGGUGAUGCUGUGAAGUUUGAGGAUUUAUUUAAGAUUUGAGCACAAAACCGCCCCCCUCCUUUUUGAAUCGUAUUUAACUCUUGAUGUCAAAUGUGAAUUUUGAUGUGAUUUUUAUGCAGCUUCUUCCUUUAUUUUCUGUAAUAGGAAGGCUGGAUUUGUGAAGUCACAACUGACGUGUAAACAUAAAUGUGGAUUUUCUGUUAAGUGUCCUCUGGAGGAUUUGUUUAUAUUUGUAAUUGUCUUGUCAUGUUUUAUUGAAUAAAUAACCCUUUGGGA
Messenger RNA from Hippocampus comes (tiger tail seahorse), 2361 nucleotides. RefSeq names its product nuclear receptor subfamily 4 group A member 2-like. NCBI's taxonomy places the organism in Eukaryota, Metazoa, Chordata, Actinopteri, Syngnathiformes, Syngnathidae. Gene Ontology annotation, biological process: cellular response to corticotropin-releasing hormone stimulus; central nervous system neuron differentiation; regulation of transcription by RNA polymerase II. Gene Ontology annotation, molecular function: RNA polymerase II cis-regulatory region sequence-specific DNA binding; nuclear glucocorticoid receptor binding; nuclear receptor activity. The record is from RefSeq and is a predicted model, not a curated record. The transcript is spliced from 7 exons. Gene Ontology annotation, cellular component: nucleus; transcription regulator complex. Bases 322 to 2049 code for a protein of 575 amino acids.